Messenger RNA from Paramuricea clavata, 516 nucleotides. NCBI's taxonomy places the organism in Eukaryota, Metazoa, Cnidaria, Anthozoa, Malacalcyonacea, Plexauridae. The record is from the annotation of a GenBank genome assembly.
AUGGCUGGGAGAUCUUGCAUAUCAAACCUCAUAGACACUCUCGACUACGUUGGAUCGUGUUUAGACAGUGGAGGACAUAUAGACAUGAUUUAUAUGGAUAUGUCAAAGGCAUUCGACAAGGUCGAUCAUGAAGUAUUAAUACGAAAGCUGCAGAAAGACUAUGGUUUUGGAGGUAAUAUCCUCAGAUGGUUUCGUUGCUAUCUAGAAAAUCGUAAACAACGCGUAACAGUGUUAGGAGCAACGUCAGACCCACUUCCUGUCAAGUCUGGCGUACCGCAAGGUUCAAUACUCGGUCCAGCAUUGUUCCUCCUCUACGUCAAUGAUCUGCCAAGCAAUGUGAAGUCAAGCCGUGUUGCAAUGUUUGCGGACGAUACCAAAGUCUUCAAGGCAAUACAAUCGCCUAAUGAUGCAGUAAAGUUACAGGAAGAUAUCACUAACUUGGGGAUCUGGUCAUCUCAAUCUGGCUUACAAUUCAACGAAGCAAAAUGCAAAUCAAAAAUGCAGCUUUCGUAUUAA